This is a messenger RNA of Temnothorax curvispinosus, 3031 nucleotides long. Its product is annotated as DDB1- and CUL4-associated factor 8-like. The transcript is spliced from 12 exons. Gene Ontology annotation, molecular function: protein binding. The record is from RefSeq and is a predicted model, not a curated record. Bases 435 to 2756 code for a protein of 773 amino acids. Lineage: Eukaryota; Metazoa; Arthropoda; Insecta; Hymenoptera; Formicidae. Gene Ontology annotation, cellular component: cytoplasm; Cul4-RING E3 ubiquitin ligase complex.
UAGAGGGACUCUAGUAGCAAUCGAAGUCGCGGGCGGGGAGCUCGAGGGGAGUUGCGUUGCGCGUUUAUUUAUCUUAUCGCGUAUCGUAUUGUGAUCGUGUUUGUAGACUCCGUAGUCCGUAGUGUAGGUGUAGUAGCACCGUGAGUGGGAAUCGAGUACGGCCAUAGCCAUACCGCAUACCGCGUUCCGUCAGUGAAAGUCUCGAGGUGGGUAGCCCGUCCGUGUUGACGACGGAGCAGUUUCAACCGUGUUCGAGCUCGUCCGAACGUUCUCAACUCGGACCGACUCGCUCGCGUUGUCGAGAAGUCUCGACGUCCCCGACGACACCCGGGGUCAACCCUACAAACCUUGGAUAUGUUGCCAAUGCAAAUGCAGAUUGUGGAAUGAUCGCUGGCAGUCUAGGCAAACAAAAGGAAUAAAAUCUUGAAAAUAAAAUGGAGUCUAAAACGCAUGAUACCAGUAAUGACUCUGAAGUGAAACUUUCUGACACCAAGGAUUUGGACGGCGAGAAGUCUAGGAAGGCGCAGUCAAGUUCUGUAGAAGAUUUAAGCAUCUCAAAGAAUGUAGAUAGUUGUAGUGUUACAUCUGAGAGCAGUGGCACUUUAAAAGACGUUAGUCAUAUAGUCGGAUUUAAUAACAAUCUUGCCUGUGGGACUAUGCAAAACGAGCGAGCGGGCGAACCUAUGGAACUUUCUGCAGAGGACGAGAUUAAGAUAACUACUAAUAAAUGUGACAAAACUAACGAUGUGUUAAAAGAAAUCUUGUACGCCACCAGUUGUAAUCCAAUCGAUUUAUCAGAGGCGACUACCUCGCAAAACAAUAGUCCGUCUUCUUCUUGUACUAACGAAGCAAACGCAUUGCACACGGAACAGAAUAAAGUUAAAAGAAGUAUUUCGAAAGGUCAAGUGUAUACCGGUAGCGGUAUGUCGGUAGAAAAAUCGGAUGAUAGCUCAGACGAAGAUUUGAGUAAGCGACAGAAGUUAAAUAAAAAUGCGCGCCACAUCAAUGCUGGAAACGUAAACGACGAUGCGGUGACGUUUCAAAGAAACAAAUCAAAAGCGAAACAGCGAAAUUAUCGUAAGAGGCGGAAUAUAACAAGCGAUAAUGAAGACAAUUCGGGGAAUACCUUGUCUAACGAGGUAACAAGGGAAGCUUCCAUUCCUGACGCAGAUGAAGGAAAUGUUGCAUCUGCCAGUACCAGAAAUGAGUCAGCUCAAAACGAAUCGUCAAAUAGAAGUUCAGAAGCUCAUAGAGCAGGAUCAGAAACGCCUAAUGACGAAUCUGAUCGAUACAAAGACGAGAGAGGUGACUCGAACGAAUGGAGAGCUGCUAACGACGAUGAAUGGGACGAAGAUGAGGAAGAUGAGGAUGAGGACGAAGAAAUACCUCAUUGUCUAAAAAUAGAGAAACCACCUCCUAAUUGGCGUAUUGUACCAGAAGUAAUAAAUCGCCAAAUAGGUAGCAAUCCGUUAUUCCAAAAAAGGUUCUACGGUUCUUUACAUGCGGUAGAGCGGCUGCAAGUUAUGCAUAAACUUAAUGAACAUCAGGGUUGUGUAAAUGCCUUAAACUUCAAUCAAAAAGGAAAUUUGUUAGCGAGUGCCUCUGAUGAUUUAGCAGUUGUUAUUUGGGAUUGGGCUGUAGGGAAAAAGCGUCACUGGUUUAUGAGCGGUCAUACAAGCAAUAUGUUUCAAGCAAAGUGGUUACCAUUAGACGUGGAAUACCUUAUGGUCACUUGUGCUAGAGACGGUCAGGUACGUUUAUUAGAUCUUAAACAUGACACAUCGAAGAAAUUGGCGACGCAUCGUGGACCGUCACACAAAUUGGCUGUGCACCCUGAAACACCUCAUGUGGUCUUUUCCGCUGGAGAGGAUGCAAGGGUAUUCUCCAUAGAUAUCCGAGAGAGUAAGCCAAACAAAUUACUCGUAGUAAAGGACGGUUCAUCAGAAGUGCAACUAUUCAGUAUACAUUCGAAUCCUUUUAAUAGUAAUGAAUUUUGCGUCGGCGGCCGUUCCCAUUACGUGAGAGUGUACGAUCGGCGAAAAGCUUCGACACCGCUUUAUAAACUGUGUCCCGAUCACCUGACAGGAAAUAAGCACGCGCAUGUAACGUGCGCUGUGUAUAAUCACAACGGAACAGAAAUUCUCGCAUCGUAUAAUGACGAGGACAUAUACCUAUUUGAUAGAUUAAUGUCGUCACGUGUAGAUUACGCUCAUAGAUAUCAGGGCCAUAGGAAUAGUGCAACUGUAAAGGGAGUCAAUUUCUUCGGACCUAAAAGCGAAUAUGUCAUAUCCGGAUCCGAUUGCGGUAAUAUAUUCAUUUGGGACAAAAACACGGAAGCUGUUGUACAGUGGAUGGCUGGAGAUGAUCAAGGAGUUGUAAAUUGCUUAGAAGGACACCCACAUAUUCCCAUUCUUGCGACAAGUGGAUUGGAUUACGACGUUAAGAUAUGGGAGCCUAAGCGCAAAGAACCUCCGAUGAUGAAAUCAUUCGCAAACUGCGUCAAGUCCAACGCGAGGAAUAGGAAGCAAGAAAACGUGCCUGAUUCGUUCGAUGGCCAAUUACUUUGGAUUUUACUGAGACAUAUCCGUCAUAGAGAGAGAGUACGUAAUCUUUAUACACGUUACGAGGAUCCAAAUCAGGAAGAAGAUGACUUUGACGAUUAUCACCAUGACUCCUCGAUGGAUAGCUCAUCUGAGGACAGUGAUAACCAAUCGGAAGGCGGCGACGUUGGAAGAAUACAAUGCCCUCCGUCUUAAAGUUGUUGCUUAACGCGAUUUGAUAUUACUGCGAUGAGAGUUAUAUAGCGUUCAUAUUAGUUGUUUUACGAUUAUAGUAAAUUCUACUGGAUAACUGUGUCGAUGGCUUUACAUAGUGGAGUGUAUAGGAGAGACAGUAAUCGCAACGUAUCAAAGAAGCUCCUUAUUCUAGUUACGAUUGAUCUUUUUUAUUAACUGGAAAUAUUCGGUAGCAUGAACUACAUGAGUGGUUCACGGUUGUAUUGUAAUUUUUGAAUAUAUACGUUGAACGGACA